Molecule: messenger RNA, 1590 nt
Organism: Parascedosporium putredinis
Lineage: Eukaryota; Fungi; Ascomycota; Sordariomycetes; Microascales; Microascaceae
Source: the annotation of a GenBank genome assembly
AUGGUUGGCGAACCAGAGCCAAAGAGGCAGCGCAUUGAAGAGCUCCGGUCCAAAGAGCAUCUGCCAGACGGCAUCACAGAGACCGACGCAGAGCUUAAACACCACUGGUUUGUAGGAAGUAUCGACCAAGGCACGACCUCAAGUCGUUUUCUCAUCUUCAAUGGCGCUGGCGACCCUGUUGCGAGCCAUCAAAUAGAAUUUGAAAAUCUGUAUCCGGAAUCUGGGUGGCACGAACAUGAUCCUCACGAAUUGCUCAAAUCUGUCGAGGAGUGCAUCAAGGGUGCGGUAGACAAGUUUACAGAGUCGGGUUACAAGCUGUCUCAAAUCAAAUCCGUGGGCAUCACGAACCAGCGCGAAACCACAGUGGUCUGGGACAAGAACACUGGCGAACCUCUGCACCAUGCCGUCGUCUGGCCCGAUACCCGUACGACGAGUUUGGUGCGGGAGCUCCGGAACAAGGAGGGCGCCGACAAGCUACUGGAUCUCUGCGGUCUACCCUUAUCGACCUACCCGUCCAGCGUCAAGCUCCUAUGGCUCCUUGAAAAUGUAGAUGCGGUAAAGGAGGCCUAUGAAGACGGCCGGCUAGCAUUUGGAACCGUGGAUUCUUGGCUCAUCUACAAGCUGAAUGGCGGCGCCGAAAGGGAAGGCGGAGGCAUCCAUGUCACGGAUGCCACGAAUGCCAGCCGGACCAUGUUUAUGAAUCUCCGGACCCUAAAGUACGACGACCAACUCCUCGACUUCUUUGGUAUCGACAAGUCCAAAAUAGCCCUUCCCCAGAUUGUCCCUUCCUCGGACGCCGAGGCCUUUGGCAAGUUUGUUUCGGGCCCUCUCCAAGGCGUUCCUAUCGCUGGCUGCCUCGGGGACCAGUCAUCAGCGCUCGUCGGCCAAUGUGGUUUCCAGCCCGGCCAAGCCAAGAACACAUAUGGUACCGGUUGCUUCCUCCUUUACAAUGUCGGAACGGAGCCCGUAAUUUCCAAGUCUGGUCUCUUAGCCACCGUCGCGUAUGAUUUUGGCAGGGGAAGAAAGCCCGUUUAUGCCCUCGAGGGCAGCAUCGCCGUUGCCGGCGCAGGCGUAAAAUUUCUCUCCACAAACCUAGGUUUCGCUGAAGACGCCGUCCAGGCCGCCGAACUAGCGGAAACGGUAGAGAACAACGGAGGCGUCUUUUUUGUUACCGCCUUCAGCGGUCUCUUUGCGCCCUAUUGGAUCGAUGAUGCCAAGGGCACCCUGUUUGGUCUUACCCAGCACACCCAGAAGGGCCACAUAGCCCGCGCUACCCUCGAGGCUACAUGCUACCAGACCAAGGCAAUUCUCGAUGCCAUGGCCCUCGACUCGGGACACGCCCUCGAAUCCCUCUCUGUCGACGGUGGCCUUUCCAACUCUGACCUCUGCAUGCAAACCCAAGCCGAUGUCAGCGGUAUUCCCGUCGUCCGCCCCGCCAUGCGUGAAACCACCGCCCUCGGCGCUGCCAUUGCCGCUGGCUUAGCCACUGGCGUUUGGAACGAGCUUGAGGACCUGGGCGACCGACUGUACGCCAAGUGGCAGCAAGCCGUUGAGAUGAGCCGAGGAUGGGUCAAUGUCGAUGAGGAGUAA